GAACUUUGCUUCAUGAUACAUAAUGCACAAGCGGACUUUUGUAGACUGCAGAGACGAAAACCGAACAAUUCAGUCUAUAUAGUCGAGAGCCUUUUUUCGUUUCCCUUUCCCGAUCGGGAACUCAGUGUACGGCAAACGCAAAUUACAGCAGAAUCGGUUCUCAGCUAAUUGCGCGUGGAAUUAGGGUAAGAGUUCGCCGCGGAGAGGUGAAACAAUGUUUUUCAGCGGUGAUCCUUCGUCGCGGAAGCGAGUCGAUUUAGGCGGCCGAAGCUCCAAGGAACGCGACCGACAGAAGCUUCUGGAGCAGGCUCGGCAGGAGCGUAAUCGCCGGCAGUACUUGCGUCAGCAGAACUCGGCUGCCAUCAAAAUUCAGAAAUGCUUCAGAGGAAGAAAGGCAGUUAAAGCUGAACAGUCCAGAGUGCGUGAAUCAUUUUUCAAUACUUAUGGGGACCACUGCCAACAUGUUGAGAGGCAGUCCUUUGGUCCAGAUUCAGACUUUCUUCGCCAGCUGCUUUUCUUCUUUAAUCCUACAGAUGCUGCUGAUUUUUCUGUCAUUGUGAAAGCAUGCUGUUUGUUAAAAGAACUUGUUCAACAUACUGGGGAUAUUGUUAGCAUCUUUGCUGGAAUGGAAUAUGAUUCCAACCGUGCAUUAGUGGACCACAGGGUCAAGAAACUUGCUUAUACUUGUAUCCAGGCUCUUUAUGCAAACAGGAAUGAGUUGAAGGACCAGCUUUUUGUGGCAUCUGAAAUCAGUCAGACACCAACUAUCCUCUUGUUGGACACUGUCGCUUUGUUGAUUGAUCUAAGGCUUCCAUGGGCCUGCAACACAGUCACUUAUCUUCUUGAAAGAAAUAUAUAUUCUUUAUUUAGAGAACUUAUUCUGAUGGGGAAGGAAAGGGCUUUUCCUGUUUCCAAUGGGGUGGAUUCCUCUUUGGAGCGUAUAAUUGCUGUUAUUAUGUCUCACGUGGGCCAACAAUCUUGUAGUUGUCCUAUCCUUGACCCACAAGCAAGUUUCCCUUCUCAGAUUCUUACAAUACCUUUUUUGUGGCGUUUCUUCCCACACCUAAAAGAGAUUUUUGCAACACCAGCUCUGAGUCAACAUUAUAUCCAUCAGAUGGCAUUAUGUGUCAAAGAUAAUAGUAGUGUUCUACCUCCUGAUACAGCAAUUGAUUUACCUGGCUAUGGAUGCCUUUUGGGGAACCUAUUGGAUGUUGGUAGCCUUGCUUUUACCCAGCAAGACUCAUUUGAUAUGGCUAUUGAUUUUGCAACUGUUGCUGCAUUUUUGUUGGAAGCUCUCCCAUCUCUCAGAAAAUCAAGCAUGGGAAGUACAGGAAUUUUCUCAGUGGCUGAUGAUGAAAUGAGUAUUGGAGAUGAAGAAAGUGAUGAGGUUCUAAAUAUGGACUUGGAACAACAAAUAUCCAAAGCAAUUGAUCCAAGUUUUCUUCUACAGUUGACAAAUGUUUUGUUUGGGAGGUCUACACCCACCAAUGGUGUACAAAGUGGCCAGCCUAAUGAGAAAGAUGUGGCAGCUGUUGGUGCAGCUUGUGCUUUCCUGCACGUGACUUUCAAUUUAUUAGACCCUGAUAGAAUUAUGACUGUACUUGCUUAUCGGACAGAACUAGUUCCUGCACUUUGGAACUUCAUGAAGCAAUGCCACGAGAAUCAGAAAUGGUCAUUGCUGUCAGAGCAGUCAACCUAUUUGCCAGUAGAUGCACCUGGUUGGCUAUUGCCAUUGGCUGUUUUCUGUCCUGUUUACAAGCAUAUGCUUAUGAUAAUUGAUAAUGAGGAGUUCUAUGAACAGGAGAAGCCAUUAUCUCUGAAGGAUAUCAAAAGUCUGAUUAUUAUCCUAAGACAGGCCUUGUGGCAAAUUCUAUGGCUGAAUCCUUUGCCUCCAACUAAUUUCAACAAAUAUACUACCGAUAGAUUUACUACGAAGAGGCAUCAUGUGGACUUUCUUCAGCACAAGGUUUGUGUUGUGGCCUCUGAGCUCCUCUCAAAGUUGCAAGAUUGGAAUAAUAGAAGGCAAUUUACAUCUCCUACUGACUUCCAUGCUGAUGGUGUCAAUGAGCACUUCAUCUCUAUGGCAAUGAUAGAAAAUACUAGAGCUAAUGAUAUACUAAAACAAGCUCCCUUCUUGGUGCCAUUUACCAGCAGAGCUAAAAUUUUUACCUCAAAGCUUGCUUCUUCCAGAGAAAGGAAUGGGAAUCAUGCUGUUUUUGCAAGGCAUAGACUCAGAAUAAGAAGAGACCAUAUUCUGGAAGAUGCUUUUAAUCAGUUGAAUGCAUUAUCUGAGGAUGAUCUCCGUGGACUGAUUCGUGUUACCUUUAUCAAUGAAUUUGGAGUUGAAGAGGCUGGUAUAGAUGGUGGUGGGAUUUUCAAAGACUUUAUGGAGAAUAUUACUCGUUCAGCAUUUGAUGUACAAUAUGGAUUAUUUAAGGAAACGGCUGAUCACCUACUAUAUCCGAAUCCCGGAUCAGGGCUGAUUCAUGAACAACAUCUCCAAUACUUCAAUUUUCUUGGGACUGUUCUUGCAAAGGCAAUGUUUGAAGGGAUUCUUGUUGACAUACCAUUUGCAACAUUCUUCCUGAGCAAAUUGAAACAAAAGCAUAACUAUUUGAAUGAUUUACCUUCAUUGGACCCGGAGCUCUACCGCCAUCUAAUUUUUCUGAAGCAUUACAACGGUAACUUAUCAGACUUGGAGCUGUACUUUGUUGUGGUUAACAAUGAAUAUGGGGAGCAAAGAGAGGAGGAGCUGCUUACUGGUGGAAGAACCAUGCGAGUUACUAAUGAAAAUGUCAUUACCUUUAUUCAUCUUGUAGCGAACCAUCGUUUGAACGCUCAGAUACGUGAACAAAGUUCUCAUUUUUUGAGGGGCUUCCAAGUCUUAAUACAAAAGGAGUGGAUAGACAUGUUUAAUGAGCAUGAACUUCAGCUUCUAAUAUCUGGGUCAGUUGAUGGCAUUGAUGUUGAUAAUCUUCGAGCUCAUACCAAUUAUACUGGUGGCUAUCAUAAGGAUCACUAUGUCAUUGAGAUGUUUUGGGAGGUUGUCAAAAACUUUUCUUUGGGAAACCAGCGAAAAUUUUUGAAAUUUGUAACAGGGUGCUCUCGGGGACCAUUGCUUGGAUUUAAAUACUUGGAACCUUCAUUCUGCAUACAGAGAGCUGCGGGGAACACGCCUGAUGAAGCUCUUGAUCGUUUGCCAACGUCAGCAACUUGCAUGAAUCUCUUAAAGCUGCCACCAUAUAGAAGCAAAGAACAAAUGGAGCAAAAACUGCUAUACGCAAUAAAUGCUGACGCGGGUUUUGAUUUGAGCUGAUUGAGUUGUAGCAUCUCCUUUCUAUUGCAUUAUCCCCAUUGCGUGGAAGUGAUUCGGGCGUUAAGUUCUUUUGACUGCCAUCAGAAUUGGGAAGGCCUUCAGGACUUGCUCCCAAGCAAAUGUAAAUAAGAUAAGAAUCGGUCACCUGCCUGCUUGAGUGGACAUCUACACAGGCCAAGCAGGCCAGCAAUCUGCAGUGUAAAAUAUCCGUUCCAUUACUCAAAUACGAGGCCACUGCACAAAAUGGUCUCAAAUUGUAUUAAUUUUAUUAUGGGCAGUGAUUUAGUAUUUCAGUUCUCCAUAGUUCACAGGAAGUUAGAUGCUGAUGAUCAUCUGACUAAUAUAUGUAUUUUAUUCUGAAAAAUUUAGAUUGUUCU
Messenger RNA from Ipomoea nil (Japanese morning glory), 3693 nucleotides. RefSeq names its product E3 ubiquitin-protein ligase UPL6. The coding region runs from base 215 to 3316 and encodes 1033 amino acids. Gene Ontology annotation, biological process: ubiquitin-dependent protein catabolic process; protein polyubiquitination. Gene Ontology annotation, molecular function: ubiquitin protein ligase activity; protein binding. The transcript has 26 exons. The record is from RefSeq and is a predicted model, not a curated record. Lineage: Eukaryota; Viridiplantae; Streptophyta; Magnoliopsida; Solanales; Convolvulaceae.